AUGUCCUCUGUUGAAACUACUACCCAAACUUCUGAUUCCUCAAAAUCAGAAAAGAAGGUAAAGCUAUCCAAAGAAGAUAAAAUGGAAAAGAAACAAAAGAAGAAUGAAUUAAUUCAACAUUAUUCAUCUAUGAAACAAGAAGAUCUCUUAAAUGAAUUAAAUAAAAUAACUGGUGAUACUAAAGAGGAUAAGAAAAAGCGUAAGACCAUUCAAAAGGUGAUUGACAUUCAAUCGGGUACUGCAGAGACCAAAAAAGAAAAGAAACCAAAGGACAAGUCUGCCAAGGAGGAUAAAGAAAAGAAGGACAAGAAGAAAGAUAAAAAAGACAAGACUGAUGAUAAAGAAAAAGAAUCAGAAAAAUAA
Molecule: messenger RNA, 363 nt
Organism: Heterostelium album PN500
Lineage: Eukaryota; Evosea; Eumycetozoa; Acytosteliales; Acytosteliaceae
Exons: 3
Coding region: 1-363 (120 amino acids)
Source: RefSeq, a predicted model, not a curated record